This is a messenger RNA of Pediculus humanus corporis (human body louse), 477 nucleotides long. Its product is annotated as t1/st2 receptor binding protein, putative. The coding region runs from base 1 to 477 and encodes 158 amino acids. The record is from RefSeq and is a predicted model, not a curated record. The transcript is spliced from 4 exons. NCBI's taxonomy places the organism in Eukaryota, Metazoa, Arthropoda, Insecta, Psocodea, Pediculidae.
AUGAAGCCAUUCAAUAAUAAUAAUAUUAUUAUUAAUUAUAAUUUAUUUUUAUUUUCAUUUAUUAAUUUUUUUUUUAAAUGGGUAUCCUGCGAAAAAGACAUUACAAUUAGUGUUGGACCCGGAAGCAAAGAAUGUUUUUAUCAAACAUUAAAAAUUGAUCAAGUUUUGGAUAUAGAUUAUCAGGUAAUUGAUGGCGGUCAGGGAGCUCUUGAUAUAUCAUUUUAUUUAAUGGCACCAGAUAAUAGAAUAAUUAAUUCUGUUAAAAAAGUAAAAUCUCACUUGUUAAAAAUUAGACAUUUACAAGAAUCGUUUCGAGCAUUUGCCACAAGAGAUAAAAACAUUUUAGAAGGAAAUGUUUCGAAAAUUAAUUCUUGGUCUCUUUUUCAAAUAUUAAUUAUGCUCUCUGUAGUUAUGGUUAAAAGUCUUUUCGAUGAAAAGUCAAAAUUUCAUAAAAUAUGGAAAAAAAUUGAAAGUUGA